Myzus persicae (green peach aphid) is the source of this 1554-nucleotide messenger RNA. RefSeq names its product zinc finger MYM-type protein 5-like. The record is from RefSeq and is a predicted model, not a curated record. The transcript is spliced from 2 exons. The coding region runs from base 397 to 1281 and encodes 294 amino acids. NCBI's taxonomy places the organism in Eukaryota, Metazoa, Arthropoda, Insecta, Hemiptera, Aphididae.
UUUAAAAAAUGUAAUUUAAUUUAGUACAAUGAAAUACUUUAAAAAAUAUAAUAUAAUAAUUAUAAAUACAUAAUAAAAUACUUAUAACGUUCUGUCAAUGUUCGUAAGGCCAAUGCGAUGAAAAACAAAACUAUUUUUAAAGUUCAAACUUGACCGGCGAGUACGGCCGAUGCGAUAACGCAUCGGACGCACUCGCUUUCCAGUUUGGACAUGUCAAAUCAUGUUACGGUUUUGUUUUAUAUUUUAAUCGCAUCAGCAGCAUUUUGUAUAUUGUAUAUUCGUAUAAUUUGUAUCUAACUUUUAUUUCAUCGUGACUCGUGCUCGAUUCUUGACGGCUGACACAACACACAAGCAAAAUUGAAAUUCAGUUGAUUUCUUAAAGUCUACAGUUUGAAAAUGUCAGGAGAAGGGAAUAAACGGCAACGUUUAUCGGGUGCACAAUAUAAAAAAAAACGAAUUGAACGAGAAAAAGAUUCUGCUAAGCAACGGGUUGGUCUUCUUCAAUUUUUAAAACCAAAUCAACAAAUCGAACAUAAUUUGUCUGUGAAUAACUUUACGCUUCAUUCUGAAAAUAUUAGUAAUAACAGUACGAUUUGUGAGAAAAUAAUUGAUAAUGACGUCUCAAAAAGUCAUAUCGAUAAUGAGCAUCAAUCAAAUAAUGUUGAAGAUCCUGAAAAUAUUAAUAAUAACAACACGAUUUGUGAGGAAAUAAUUAAUAAUAAUAUCUCAAAUAAUGUUCAAGAUGAUAUUAAUAUCGUCUCUGAUGAUAGCAUUGACCUUACAUUUUUUAAGGAUCCAUCAAAAUGGCCUGAUCCAUUGAAUAAUGGACAUAGGUUAAUAUUAGUAAAAAAAUUUAAUAACCCAGUUCAGAUUAUUUUAACUCAGUAUCCUAUAAAUGAUGACGGUAGAUCAUUUUCUAGUAAAUACUUUUAUCGAAUUCUAUCAAAUGGUGAAAACAUACAGCGUACUUGGCUUAUGUAUUCAAAAGAUGUUGAUUCAGUAUUUUGUUUCUGUUGUAAAUUGUUUAAAUCUGGUACAUUUUCUCUUGCUACACAUGGUAAUCGAGAUUGGAAAAAUAUAGGAAAUAUUUUCAAAAAUCACGAAAAUUCGCCUUAUCAUAAAAAUGCAUUACUAAAUUGGAAAGAAUUAGAAAUAAGGGUGAAAAUGGGAAAAACUAUAGAUGAUGUUAACCAGGUGAUUAUUAGGGCGGAAACUGAACACUGGAAAGCUGUUAUUAAUCGUAUAAUAUCACUUAUUAAAAUUAUGGCUGGACAAAAUUAAGGAUUCUAUUGACUUUACCUGUAACUGCUGCAACAGCCGAGAGGAGUUUCUCAAAACUUAAAAUAUUAAAAAAUUAUUUGCGAACAAAUAUAUCUCAAGACCAAUUAGUAGGAUUAGCCACUCUAUCUAUUGAAAGUGAAAUUGCUGAAGAAUUAGACAUGGAUGAACUUAUACAGAGCUUUGCUUCACUAAAAGCAAGAAAAGUCAAUUUUAAAUAAAAUUAAGUUUGUUUUAUUUUAUUUUAUCAAUAUUAUUAUUAUAAUUUUUAUUUCU